This is a messenger RNA of Phytophthora nicotianae INRA-310, 1637 nucleotides long. RefSeq lists its product as hypothetical. The record is from RefSeq and is a predicted model, not a curated record. The transcript has a single exon. Bases 73 to 1107 code for a protein of 344 amino acids. Lineage: Eukaryota; Oomycota; Peronosporomycetes; Peronosporales; Peronosporaceae.
CCGACGUCUCAAAGUUUCUCUAGGUUCCAAUACAUUUUCCCAGUCACUAGCCAACCUAGAUCCUGAUCACCAAUGAGCUCGGCAGCAUCGUCGCCAGCUUCAACACCGGGUGCUCCCCGCGCGCUGUUGCAGACGCGCGGCACGUCCAAUGGAGGCCCCACCCGACGCCAGCGCGUGCUCUGGGACAGUGACAGCGCCACACGUGGCGGCAAAACGUCUAUCGCAAUUCUGCUUGAGUGGCUGACUGCCCCAGGCAACUACGCUCGUUGGCGGGACGGCAAGUCGCAGACAGGCGAGACGCGUGAGGCGCUAUGCUCGGAGAUCAAGAGCACCAUGCGGCAGCAUGGCAUUCACCACCGAGAGAACGCCAACAUCCGUACGCAGAUCAGCGAGCUCGAGCGCAGCUUCGACGCCGCGCGCAACUGGCUCAAGGAGAACGACUUGGACCCGUACACGUUCCGACGUGGGACGGACGUGGAUGACGAUCACGAGGUCAUCGAGGUGGAUGGAGCCCAUGGACCAGCGGAGGCACAUGUACUGCGCAUGUGUCGCUAUUACCACACGCUUAAUGAGGUGUUUGGGCAUGAUGAGGACAGAGGACUUCGACAGAGACGUCCGUAUCAUCAGAGAACCGCAACUUAUGGGGCUCCUAUGAGGAAGCGCAAACUGCCCGGAGAAGAGGAAGAAGUGCACGACGUGGAGCCCAAGAUGAUGACUGAGGCGGGGGAGGAGCAGAGGGUACUGCCUGAUAACGUACAGUUUCCUCCAGCGACAGUUGCUACCAUUGCACCAGCAGUGAGUACUGCGGUGUCGACGCCUGUAAGCGCUGCUGUGCCUGUUGCUUCGACUGCUGGAUUGGCAGGAACAUGGGCGAAUCCAGCGGCAUUGGAGAGCACGCAACGCAUGCUGGCAGAAGCGGUGCGUGAAGAGCGAGAACGCAAGCGGUUCUGUAUGGAGGAGGAGCGCAACAAACUCGAGUGUGAGAAGCUGCGUUACGAGGUGGAAACAGCCAAGUUGAAGCUUACGAUUGGUCGUGCGCUUGCGCGUAAGAAACUGCUGGACGCUGGUCUGCCAGAAGCUCAGGUGGAUGCACUGCUUCCCAAAUAACCAACACGACAUAUUUGCGGACCAAAAUAUUUUGAUACAUGUUUAAAAAUGUGCAAUCAUUUUUUCCAGCCCCAUACAACGAAAGUUACAGUGCUACCUGGUCGCGUACACGUUCACGAUAUUCGCACAACAGAUACCGAAUAUUGUUGUCACUCACAGCGACGUCCACAAGGUCGGCGGCGAUUACACCAGGUGUGAGGGACUGAUGUCAUAAAAUGUGGUUAGUGAAAACCUAUAUCAUCAACAGCUGAAAUGCAGCCAGCCACACAACAGCCAACUCACCUGAACUCGCUUCAACCUUGUGGUUUCAGGAUCGCAAAAGAGGCGCACUGAAUGGGACUUCAAAACUCGGACUUCGAGGGAAUCGUCGGCCACGUUCGUGAUCUCCAGUCCCGAAAUGGAUUCCAGGAUGCUCCUGACGUGAUCGUACCUGGACGCAACAAAAAAGAAGUUUGAAAAAAUGAUAUUCUGUUUGUGUCGCUCCCGAAACGCACCAUUGCUUCAUUUGUUGCAGCGUCAUGUAGUCCUGC